This is a messenger RNA of Brassica rapa (field mustard), 1145 nucleotides long. Its product is annotated as 14-3-3-like protein GF14 kappa. NCBI's taxonomy places the organism in Eukaryota, Viridiplantae, Streptophyta, Magnoliopsida, Brassicales, Brassicaceae. The record is from RefSeq and is a predicted model, not a curated record.
AGCUUUAUUUUCUUCUUCUCUUCCAAAAAUUUUCCAAAGAUUUCAAACCUCUCUCUCUCUAAUGGCGGCGGCGACGAUGAGCAGAGACCAAUACGUCUACAUGGCGAAACUCGCCGAGCAAGCGGAGCGUUACGAAGAGAUGGUCCAGUUCAUGGAAAGCCUCGUAACCUCCGCCACACCUUCCGGCGAGCUCACGGUGGAGGAGAGGAACCUCCUCUCCGUGGCCUACAAGAACGUGAUCGGAUCUCUUCGAGCCGCGUGGAGGAUCGUGUCUUCGAUCGAGCAGAAGGAAGAGAGCAGUAAGAACGAGGAACACGUGUCCCUCGUCAAAGACUACAGAUCUAAGGUCGAGAGUGAACUCUCCACGAUCUGCUCGGGGAUCCUCAAGCUGCUCGACACGCAUCUGAUACCUUCGGCUAGUGCUAGCGAGUCCAAAGUGUUUUACUUGAAGAUGAAAGGUGAUUACCAUCGGUACAUGGCUGAGUUCAAAUCUGGUGAUGAGAGGAAGACGGCUGCUGAAGAUACUAUGGUCGCUUACAAGGCUGCUCAGGAUGUUGCGGUUGCUGAUCUAGCGCCUACGCAUCCGAUCAGGCUGGGUUUGGCUCUUAAUUUCUCGGUGUUUUACUACGAGAUUCUCAAUUCUUCGGAGAAAGCUUGUAGUAUGGCUAAACAGGCUUUCGAGGAAGCAAUUGCGGAGCUGGACACGUUGGGAGAGGAGUCGUACAAAGACAGUACUCUCAUCAUGCAGUUGCUAAGGGAUAAUCUAACCCUCUGGACCUCCGAUAUGCAGGAGCAGAUGGAUGAGGCCUGAAGGUCUUGUGGAAGAACAUACUCUAAUGUAAUGUCCCGACAACCAUGACCGAGUUCAAACCCCGAACCCUCCCUUCUCUAGAACUUGUCGAAACAAAAAAAAGUGUGUUUUUAUGACAGAUCAUGUGCACAGCUUUGGUGUUAUAUGCUGCUCUGUUACAACUUUGUUUUUUUUUUCUUAAUUUAUCCUCUUUGGUUAUUCCUCUGCAAAAUUUCAUAUUUUGAAAACAAUUAUUCAGUGUCCCAAUCUUAGCUGGGAGAGUGUUGUAACUGAAAUCUUCCGGUCUUCUAAAUUUCGGUUUGGUUGAAGUAUAAAUCUAUUAUGAUAUCGGUUC